Messenger RNA from Cheilinus undulatus (humphead wrasse), 7546 nucleotides. RefSeq names its product zinc transporter ZIP9-A. Gene Ontology annotation, cellular component: membrane. The coding region runs from base 193 to 1113 and encodes 306 amino acids. Gene Ontology annotation, molecular function: metal ion transmembrane transporter activity. The record is from RefSeq and is a predicted model, not a curated record. Gene Ontology annotation, biological process: transmembrane transport; zinc ion transport. The transcript is spliced from 7 exons. Lineage: Eukaryota; Metazoa; Chordata; Actinopteri; Labriformes; Labridae.
CUGUGGUGCAGAGGAGCAGAGAGAGGCGCGACGUGGAACGGCAGAAUGGCAUUUACGUCUUUUCUGAUCCAACACAUGAAACCCAGUGAUUACACGAUACCAGAGCGUCUGCUUUUUAGGAGGAUUUAACCCUGACAUGUAGCCGACAGAGUCAGCAUUUUUAUAAAAGAAGAAGAAGAAGAAGUGAUCGCCAUGGACGGAGGCUUAACUAUCACUUUUAUUUCUGUUGCCAUGUUUAUAGGCUGUUUUUUACUUGGAUUCAUUCCGCUUUUGUUCAAGCUAUCUGAGAAAAGUCUGCAGUUCGUCUCCAUCCUCGGAGCAGGACUCCUGUGUGGGACAGCACUGGCCAUCGUCAUCCCAGAGGGAGUGGGUUUACUGGAGGAGUCGUGGAGAGCUUCCUCCUCUGAUUUGCAAUCCAAUCAAAACUCCUCUGAAAAAAAUGUCACAGAAACGACAGACGAAGGCCCUCCACCUCGCUUCUUCAUUGGAGUCGCUUUAACCUUUGGGUUCACCCUCAUGUUCAUCGUGGAUCAGAUUGGGAACUAUUUUUCUAUGCGUGGCCAAUCAGCUGGUUUGAAUAGCAGUGUCGGCAUCACAGCCACUUUAGGACUGGUUAUUCAUGCUGCAGCUGAUGGAUUUGCUCUGGGUGCAGCUGUAGCAACAGGCCAAGUGUCAGUGCAAGUGAUUGUGUUUUUUGCUGUGAUUCUACACAAGGCGCCUGCAGCUUUUGGUUUGGUCUCCUUCUUGAUGCAUGCAGGCCUUGAAAAGAAAUAUAUCCAGGGACAUUUACUGGCCUUCUCAGCUGCAGCACCUAUACUGGCCAUCACCACUUACUUCAUUUUACAUGCAUCUGGCAGCUCUUCCCAAAGCCAGCUCAGUGCGACAGGUGUUGGGAUGCUCUUCUCGGCUGGGACAUUUCUCUAUGUGGCAACCGUGCACGUCCUCCCUGAGGUCAGCAGCAGCAGCAGAGCAAGUCAUCAACCGUCAGACCUCCAGCAGCACACAGGGCCAGAAACCCACCAACAUCGACACCUGGGGCUCUUGGAGAGCCUCACCCUUAUCCUUGGGGUUGGGCUCCCAGUGGUGCUCGCUCUUGGGCUGAACGAUGACUAAGACAGAAACGUCAGGGCAUUUAAGUUCAGUGUGAGACCACACCUGAAAGAAAAACUGUGAGCACCUUUGAAGAGAACAGGAUGUAAAUCCUGAACAGCAGACAGUGAUGUAAACAAAAACUGCACUUCUUCUGAAAAAAACAAGAACCUUGGAGUCUAAGGAGCUUUUUUCAAGGGACCAGAAGGUUCCACCUGCAGACUUUUGUCUGCAUUUUCUCUAAGGUCUUAAGGUUCAUUAAAAUGGGGCAAAUGAUUUUACUGGCAUGUGAAAAGGUCAAAUCUGUUAAAAGAGGUUACACCCAUAAUAUUUAAUUGUUACAUUUGUGCAACAGUUUCACCUACAUUUCAGCAUGGAGAGCUUUUCCCAUGCCCUCUCUUCUAUUUUAAAGUCUGAGUUAACAUGUGUAUAAUUUUUUAAAGUGUUUUUAAUAUUUAAUAUGAAAACAGAAGCACAAACAAACAUGCCUUUAUAAAAAAUCUACUUUCAAAGAUUUUCUUAAAGCCUUAAGAUUUACAAAAAUGUUACGCUUAAGACCCAGAAAUCUGACCCUUUCCACACCCUGCUGGGCAACUGGAUACCAAGUUGGCUGUACUUUAUCUUGGUCAUUCACACUUUUCAUAAACAAUACAUCUCCAGUGACAACCUGCAGUCAGAACUCACUUGCCACCUCUUAUGCAAACAACAGCUCAAACAUCCUUUUAUGGUCAUUUUCCACCAGUGGGUUGCUGCACUCCUCUCUAAUGCUGGAUUUUUUUUCUACGCUGUACAAUGCCACCUAUAUCGGGUAAAGCCUUCUGGAGCCCCAAGUCAUAAGUGGGCCUAUGAACAUGGUCCAUCAGAAAUUUAAGCAAUGAUACCUUUCAUACAAAACAUUUUUGUAUACAAAAACACCCACAUAUUAUUCAGGUUUUCAUGGUUAAAAGACGAUUGAAUUAAAAAAUAUAUGAUUUACAGUGAUUUACUUUAGAGAUUACUCUCAAACCAAGUCAAACAUUUCAAAACUUUUUUGUUGUAAGCUUAUGAUUAUGGCUUACAGCUCACAAAAAUAAAAAAUAUUCCAUUCUCUCACUUUGGCUCAGUACACACCACUAUGGGGAAGACUGCUGACUUGACUUUAUCCAGAGGACAAUCAUUGACACCCUCCACAAUAAGGGGAAGCCACAGAAGGUCACUGCUGAAAGGGCUGACAGUUCUCAGAGUGCUGUAUCAAAACCUAUUCAUGGAAAGUUGACUGGAAGGAAAAAGUGUCAUAAAGAUCCAAAACUUAGAAUUUUUGAGAUUAUAAAGUUGAAAAUUGCACAUUGCGUGGAGGAAAAUCAUAUCAGAUGACAAUGUUUUACUUGCACAAGUCCUGCAGUUGUGAACCUGAUCAAAUUCUAAUCUAUAGUGAAACUUUUCAAUAAGAACGUACUUGUGAUUUUAGCCCAUAAUAUCACAUUUUAUCAUCAUCAAGACCAGGGAUUUUCAGACUUUUUUUUUGCCCAAGGCACACCUGAGAUCAUGCCAAAAUCUCAAGGAACACAGAAUUCAUAUCCAUGCAAAAAUCACCUCUGUAAAUUUUCUUACAAUAUCUAUAGUUGAAGCAAGAAUCUAUGGUUGCUCAAAUCCCCUACACUAUACUGUUUUGGAACAACUGAAUUGCACAAAUACAGGCUAAAAUGUAUAUUUUUGCAUCAGCCUUUUUCACAGCUCUUAUUCAGAUCUACUAUAGAAAAUCCAAAACUUUUUGUGCCUGUUACAAGUCAUUUUUACACCAAAUUAUUAGGAAAAACGUGAAGUAUGAAAACCACAGUAAUACUACAGAAUAUGUUAGUUUUCUAAGAGGUUGUGCAAUUUUUUGAUACUUGUAUAGUCAUUAUGAAAAUGCAUGGUUGUACGAAUUCCCAAGGCAAAACCUGGAAUAGCCUUGAGGCACACCAGUGUGCCUUGCCACACCAUUUGUGAACCACUGAUUUAGACUUAGAAGAAACAUUUCUGUAACCUGUAGCUAUACAACCACUGUUUCACUUUCUGAACUUGAAAAUUUUAAGUUUAUAAAGUCAAAAUGUAUGACUUUUGAGGAGUGUUGCAAUUAUGGGUGUUUGGCAAUAGUUAGGUGUUGGCAAACUGUGCAGUGUGCUGAAGUACAUAACGGAAACCACAUAGAUCUGUCAUCAGAUGUGAAAUAAUGAGCUUGUUGCACUUUGUAUAUGAGCUAGUACUGCUCGUCAACACCAGGGGGCAGUAAAUAAAACAAAAUAUGCUAAUUGUAGUAAUGAUCAGGCUAGGACUUGUAUUUAUCACGGAAAAUUAAAAGAAGGGAGAUUUUAUGUUCCAGGUGUUACUGGUUUCUGCCAGUGGGUGGUGUUAGGGCAAAACCAUAAAGUAAGCCUUUGAAUGUGAAGAGGGGCAGACCUUAAUCAAACUUGUGAAAUCUGAAUGAAAUCAGGUGUUUUAUAUAAGGAUUUAUGCUUGCCGUCGUCAGUUAGGCGUCCGUUAAUGAAACAUGUCAGUGUUGUGGAAAUUUAUUGAGCACUUCAGUUAAAAAUCUGAGCUUGAAUGGUUCAGCACAUUGAGAGGAAUUAAACAGAUGACCCAUCUAUAUCACUUCCUGUUGGCAGUAGAGGGCGCUAUGAUGAGAUGUUUGCAUGUUGGCGUGUUCUGUGUGAUACUGUUGUCUCACCAGAAACUGUAGGAUGUAUACAAAAGUCACAACAGGUUAUGUUCAUUUGGCACCAUCAAAAAUGCCUUAUUUGGAAAUUGAGGUGAAGCUAGUGGACCUCCUGUUGGGAUUUUGGUAAGGAGGCUAUUAAUGAUGCAUUUGCAGACCAAAAAUCAUUAAACUAGGCUGAAUGGUUGCGGGUGCUGAUAGUUUGAUUACAUUUGGGAGGUGGAAAAAAUCAUGAUUUAAACUUUGGGUCAGAUUGUGGCCCCGCCAUCUCCUCCUGACAUUAUGGCUUUCCUAUAACAUACAAAUUUGUAAUGUCCUUUGAAGUUCAAGUAAUUUUCUGAGAAUGUUUAGAGAAAUUGCUGUGAGAUUUUCCAGAAUUUUCAUGGAAAUUUUAAGUGAUUUGUUUUGAUGUUUUGGGGAAUGUGCCUGGAAUUUUUAAGUAUUUUCAUCUGAGUUUUGGGGAAAUGAGUGCAUAUCUUGGAGAGUUUUGUCUUAAGUUUUGGGGGGAAUUUGCUUUAAUAUCUUUGGACAUUUCCAUGGGAAUUUGUGGAAUCAGUUUUGAAAUUUUCUAUGGGUUUGGUAGGUAUUUGUUUAAUCAUUUUCAGGCAUUUUUAUGGAAAUUUGGGAUAUGUACUGGUUACUUGGGGAAUUUUAUUUGAAUUUUUACAGGAAAUUUGCUUUGAGGUUUUAGUCGGAAAAAUAACCAAGAUAUAGAAAUCAUCUAUGUACACUUUAGGGAAUUGGGUUGGGCAUUUUCCAAAAUUUUCAUGUAUUUUUGUUUAGUUUAUUUGUAAUUUUUUUGUGAAUUUUAUAAGAAAUUUAGGAGGCAAUUCGCUUUAAAAAUUUUCAGAUAAGCUUUCAAGAAUAUUUAUGGAAGUUAUGGGGAAUUUUUUUAUCAGGAUAUUUAGGCUUUUUAACCAAAUUUCACUGAAACAUUUAGAAGACAAUUCUGGGUUCUUUUAUGUGAUAUUUUAAGAUGUGUUUUAGAAUAUUCAGACAAAUUUUGGGUAAAUUCUUUUCAAAUCCUGGGAAUUUGUGUAGAUUUUGGAAAGAAAAAUUCCAAGAAAUUCAGAACUUUUACUUAUUCCAAAUAAGCAGGAAUAACUAAUGAUGCAUCCCAAACAAAAGCUCAGGUCCCAGGAGGUUAUGUUGAAAUGUCACAGUUUGCACAACUAUAGACCUCCAGCUCGUCUAGAAUGACCAAAAAAAAAAAAAAAAAAAAAAUUCUUAAUCAGAUAAAAUCCCUUCAGAUGUGACAGUUAUAAAUCCUCCAAAAUUUUACUCUAUCCUCUAUUCUCUCACUUCCUGUAUAUUUUUUAAAACAUAGUACAAUACUUUUUUUGUUCUUCUGGAUAUGAUAUGUACAUGUGUUUACUGAAUCCCAUGCAUCUAGCUCAAACUUUGUUGAGGGGCCCUCAAAAAAGGAAGUUUUUGGCCUUGUGCAACCUUUUUUUUUUAGGAAAAUACAUGAAACCACCAAAAUACAGACAUUUUCACCAGGACUUGUAUGUCCAUACAUUUUUGUGAGCUUGGAGGCAUGUUCAGGCUGCAAAAUUAACAGUUUGUUUGGUACUCUGGCCCUUAUUAUUAGGUACUUCUGCUUUUGCUGCAGAUAAUGUUGGUUAACUUUAAUGUGUGCUAAGUGUCUACACUACCAAACCAAUCCAAGUUAAAGCAUUGUAUGCAGUCUGAGAUGUUGAAUAUCAAACUGCUGUCAGUCUACAUUUAGGUGCACCUCUAUUAAGGACUAGCAUUUGGUACUACCCAACAUGGAUGCUAAUACAAGUUGAAGACAGGCGUCUGACUUACCCAUGUUUACAGAGAAAAUGUUAAAUCAGCAUUCAUGCUUGUGCUCCUGUUGCUGUUAUUCAUGAACGAUUAAAAGAGUAAGACACUGCAGGGGUUAAUCAGAUUUAUAAAGCAACCUCAUACACAUUUGGUGAUGUAGCUAUUUGUUAAAAAAAAAAAAACAGAUUUUUUGCAUAAGUGUGUCAGAGGAGGAUGUGCUGUUGGCCUUCUACAAUUGUGGCUGCUCGCAAGUUUCCUAGAUGCUAUAAGUUCUUAAUCAUCAGUUGCGUUUAGUGCUGCUGACCCACUUUUAAAUACCUUUAAUGUGAAAAAUUACCACCCCCAAAGCUGGCUCUUUUGAUAGGUGUUUGUGACUGAAUCUGGAGCCUAGUCCCAGCUCUGGAGGCGCAGUGAAAGGAUGAUGACCUGAAAAAGUUUACUCAGGUGUGUUCUUCGAGUUCAUCUUUUGUCCGUGUAUCAAUAAAACCUCCAUGGGGGAGAAUCUGAUAGCAAAGUUAUUGUUUGGUGGGAUGCGUUUCCAUCCCAGGACUGACAAUAGAAAGGCGACAUCUGUUGCCAAGUUUGAGUUUAAUAUUCACCGUGUCUGGAAGUAAAAAUUAGAGGAAGGGAGUGCCAUGUUUAUGUUCAAGGGUGAAAUGCCAGGAAGUGGAUCAAUUUACAGGAACAACCACCUGAUAUGAACUGUCACCUCAACAAUAAUGAGGUCAUUCAUCUCUUAAUAAUUUCCUCGUUGUUUGUUUGUGCAGUCAAACCGGCUGAGCAGCUCUUAGACGUUAGUGAGGAAUUUUAAUCUGCUUAUGGAACAGAAUAAAAUCUACUCUUACAUUUCUUUAUGAGCAACAAAAGACCGCAACAUGAUCAGUGGUUAUGCCUUUAAAGGUUUAAGGCCUGAAACAACAGCAACAAACAGUAGCAGCAUUAUUGAUUUAGGUAUAAUAAAGUAAUCAAGGCUUCUAGUAUUCAUGUUAUAGGCUAUUCAGUAAGAGAGCUGGUGCACAAAUGAUCCAAACUCAAUUUGUGCCUGUAUUCAACAUGCAAAUGUUUGCUGUGCUUCUUCAGGGGCGCUGUAAAUUCAUAGGCACUUUUCUGCAUUUUGAGUUGCCAGACUUGCUUGAUUUUAAUAUUUUGUGAACGCUUUCUGCAGUCUCAUCUCAAAAUUCUGGCUUUGUUUAGCUACUUUGGACCUGUUACAAGCAAGUCAUUGGUUCAAACACACCUUUAGCAGAUAAACCAGUUGCAGUGAAGAAGUGCUCUCAUAUGACAGUAAGUCAAACCAUCCCAGCACACAACCUAAACAAAACAAACCUCUGACAGCAGCUCUGACACAGGGAGGAGGAGUAGGUCUGCUUUUCCCACAAAGUCAGUAGCAGAAAAAUGGGUUUAAUUUAUGAAAUUUACCAUAACAAAAUCCCUCUGUUAGGUCAGGCUCGUUCUAUUUACCUGCCCUGGUGGUUAUUAAGAUUUACAAAUUCACCCGACGCUGCUCAAAAGUACCUGCAUUUGGUUGGUGGUGGGUGCUAAUUCCCACCCUGAUUUUUAGGCCUAUUUUCUCAGGGUUUUGUCAGUGAAAUAAUUUAGAUUGAUGUUGAUUUUUGACUGCAAUCUAUUAUUUAUGUGGGGCUUGGGGGAGCUUGGGUUUUCUUAGAUACAAAUGGGCUCCAGGAAAACCCGACUGAAAUGUCUAAGCCAGUCUUAGACAUUUACAGGACAAGAGACAUGAGAUGUGCCACUUUGUCCACAGGGAGCGUCAAAACCAACACCGAGUUCUUCAAAGGAGCUUUAAAUAGUUCAUGCAUCUGUGUUUUUGAGACAGAAACAGGAGGCUGAUACACACUACUGUUUGUAACUGGACUUCAAAUCAUCUUAUCACAUGUUUUUCUGCAUACUUUUCACUUUCGGUGGGUUCUUAAAUGUUUUGUGAAGUUUGCACGAGAUAAUAAACAUUUCAGCUCUCGUUAUCGCUGCUCUCGUUUU